GUGAGGGUGAGGAGGGUGAGUCAGUGGUGAAGGUAAUACAGUGUGUACACAUGAACUAUGAAAUACACCAGUAAAAUAGACUAAAUUAUUCUUGUCCCUCAUCCCGGAACAACAGUAUGGAUCACAGGUGCAGAAAACGAGUGAGAGAAGCCAAAAAGAAAGCUCGGCCAGAACUAUGUGUGGAAAAGGGUGUAUGGACAAAACUUGACUAUAAAAACAAGUUUGAUUGCUCGAUUGAAAAGGUAAAAGACACAGCUGAGAGGAUCCACGUUGAUGAAGUUUCAGUAGAAGACUUCAUUACACGUUAUGAGAAACCUUAUAAGCCUGUAGUGGUAAAAGGAAUCACGGAAAACUGGAAAGCUCACUACAAGUGGACUUUAGAGAGACUUGCCAAAAAAUAUAGGAAUCAAAAGUUCAAGUGUGGAGAAGACAAUGAAGGUUACAGUGUAAAGAUGAAGAUGAAGUAUUAUAUAGAGUAUAUGAAGACGACAGAGGAUGAUAGUCCGUUAUACAUAUUUGACAGUAGCUUUGGUGAACAUGUGCGUCGUAAAAAACUUCUUGAGGACUAUGAAGUACCCACAUAUUUUCGAGAUGAUUUAUUUAAAUAUACUGGUGAAGACCGACGCCCUCCAUACAGAUGGUUUGUUAUGGGACCUAGUCGUUCUGGCACUGGUAUUCAUAUAGACCCACUUGGAACUAGUGCUUGGAAUUCACUGUUACGUGGUCACAAACGAUGGUGCUUGUUCCCAACCGAUACACCAAAGGAAAUGAUAAAGGUUACUUCUGCAGAAGGUGGGAAGCAAGUAGAUGAAGCAAUAACGUGGUUCUCCAUCAUCUAUCCACGUACACAGCUUCCCACCUGGCCGGAGAAGUACCGACCGCUAGAGUUAGUACAGGGACCCGGGGAGACAGUGUUUGUGCCUGGAGGGUGGUGGCACGUUGUUAUCAAUAUGGAUAAUACCAUUGCAAUCACACAAAACUUCAGCUCCUGCACCAAUUUCCCAGUUGUGUGGCACAAGACCGUGCGGGGCCGCCCAAAGCUUUCCAAGAAGUGGCUUCGAGUGUUAAGGGAAAAGAAACCUGAACUUGCAGCAUUAGCAGAUAGCAUUGACACGAGCAAAAGUUCUGGUAUGGCAUCAGAUUCAUCAUCUGACUCCUCUUCCUCUUCCUCAUCAUCUGAUGACUCAUCAUCUUCUGAAAGUGUGUCAGAUAGUGGUCAGGAAAGUUUACCUGAGCACAAAAAGAAGAGAAGGAAGCGACACAUUUCACCCCAUCAAUCUUGAGGAAACACUCCGGAUAGAUUAUAAAGAAAUUAGUUAUCAUUUUACAGAGUACAGUACAGUAAUCACCCAGGAUAAAACGAUAGAGCAGUUCAAGCGUAAAAGUUUGCCCCUCAUAGUAAUGCUUAUUUUCUCUCCACUGGUAAUAUUUAAUAAACUCAGUAGACUCUUAUGUACUCUUAUUAUUGUAUUUGUGAAGAUGGGCAUUACCAGUGUUGUGUUUUCAUCUUGGAGUGGUAACCAAGGCAGUAGAGUUUCGUUCUCUCUCUCUCUCUCUCUGUAUUACAAUAUAUUUAAUUAUUGUAAACUUUAACUUUUCUUUUAUUAAUUUUUACAUUGUCACCAACCUAAUUAUACAGCUGUGUUUAUGGGAGUGGAAAAUUCAGUCAGGGUAUCUCCUCAUCAUCCCCGAGUCUUUCAACACAUAUAGGGUGUCUGUCUCUACUGGUCCUGAAGUUUGCUCUGUUGAUUGGUACACUCGGUGAAUAAUUGAGGCAUUGACUAAAGCAGGGGAUGCUAGUGCCAGAUGUGCAAAUUGAAGAUGAGUAUUUUUCCAUUUUCUAUUUUCUAUUCUCCAUCAAUUGGUAUACAUACAUACAUCCACAGCUUACACUAUAGCAUGUGGGACCCCCUGCAAGUGGCAAUGUUUUGAGACGAUUGGAAAAGCAGAUAUAUUGUUGUUCGAUGAUUUAUGGGAACCAUGCAACUACAAUCUGAAGAAUGCCUAUCUUCACAAGGCCCUUCUAUGCCCGAGGUCACAUAUGCAUAAUCUUUGAUUAUCUAUAUCUCAAAAUGUCAGAUUGGCACUUAUGCCCCUGCUUUGGGCAAAGCCUCAAUUGUUCUAUCAAUGCUCCUCGUACUUAAAGGAGAAGUUCAAAGUACAGUAUAUAUGCUAUUGAUAAGUUUUUUUUUUUUUUAUAGAAUUGCCAUAAGACAUCUCACAGAACAACUCGUAUAGAAUUUAAAAGUACAUUUUAAGAGGUGUGUUUGUCACCCACUUCUCCAGGCUCCACUUGAGAACUGCAUCAUGUUUACAGUUUUACUGGAACUAAAAUAGAUUCUCAUGAUAUUCACAUUAUGCUCUUCUUAAACAAGAUGUAGAAACCUAAUGGUUCACGAGUUUUUGCAUUACAGUAUGUGUUGUAAUGUAUCACUGCAACAUCACUGAGGACAUUUACUCUAUAUAUCACAACAUAGCCGGAUGCAUCACAAGCGACAGUUGAGGCCAAGUGAGAGUAAGAGCGCCAAUUAGCUUCAUGUUGUCUGCUAAUUGUUCCAUGCUUAAACUCAACCAAGUAGCAUCACUGUGAGUAGGACAAGUUAGGAGAGAAACAUCAUUUUUAUUGUUAUUUUAAAUGGUUAUUUUCCUCUUUACAGUUGAUUACUACAUAUUUAUUAUAAGUAUAUGUGAUAAUUUUAUAAUUUUAAUACGACCUGUUUAUUUAUCAUUUGGAAAUAUAUGCUUGCUGUAAGGUUGCUUUGUGGUAAUGAUAUGUUUCAGAUUCUAAAAUACUUCCACUUUCAUGAAAUUGUGUUGAAGCUUAAAGAAGGUGAACAUUAUGCAAAUUAUGGGAGCUUACACAACAGUUUCAGCAGAUAUGAAAACUGAUAUUAGUGAUUCCUUUAGCUUAAUCUACUGUAUGUAAGUUAAGUUGUGGUGGAUGGUGGGUUUAUGGCAAGUGUACUGACAGAUGAAGUUAUUGUAACUAAGAAAACCUUUUUUUAUGUGAUCUUACAUACCAUAAUCAAGGCACAAUUUAGAUAACUUGCCAUCUGAGAGCAUUUUCAGAGGAACUCGACAUCACUGCCUCAACACCACAUUCACACACAUUCUUCAGAGGGAAAUUUGAAUAUGAUAGAUAGGCCUACACUUCUUCGUGAUACAAUGUUAGUUGAAGGAAUCACACAAUAUUUGCUAUUAUGGAGAAACAACAAAUCACUUUGCCAGAAUGAUGUAGACUUAUGUGUUCACACACUGCCUCAACUGGGUUUAGUAAUUGAGUCCUCAUUAAUGAAGUCUAUAUUGUUUGGCAUUUUGAUAAUUUCUUGUGUUAUAAAUAGUAAGUAAACAGACUUUAGUUUGAUUAUGGUACAAUAGUACAUCUUAAGCCACAGAUAAGUUUAAAGAAAAGAGUAAUAAUUCAAAAUGAUAGAGAAAUAAGCUACUGUACUGUUGAAAAAAAAAAUCCCAUUUAAUUGAUGACAGUCUCUGUUGCCAUCAGUUCUACGGUAAGGGAUGCAGGCAUAUAACUUCAUGAUCCCUCAAGUUUCCCUUGUACUGUACACCUAAAACAGAACCCUGACUAGUGUAAAGUCUGUUACAUUAUGGGGGACUAUACAGAUUAGGAAUAUUAGCAUCCCUGACUCGUUUACAAGCACAGUACAGUAAAAACUUGUAAGAGACUUGUGUUUGUACUUCUUAAGUGUUUGGAUUAGACUGUACUGUACUUGCCAUAUUUAAAAUUACUACAAAUAGAAUAUUAUAUAAGUAAUAUGAACUACACGGUGCAUACAUCUGUCCAGGGCUGUGUAUCUAGGCAAUUUAAAUGAUGUGGUUGGUACUGUACUGUACAUGUGCCUGCUGCUGCUAAUUUAUGUUGCCCAAGAAUUGUAUGGUUUGAAACCGUCGAAAUCUUUAUGGUUAUAUGAGGCGUAGGAGUGAUCACUCACUCUAUUGAUCACAUAUCUUUUAUGGUUCUGAAGUGUAAUUGAUGGCAAAAUAUUAAUUACUGAGAAGUUGUAUUAAAGGUACGGUACCACAGGGUAAUUGUUAUUUCCACUGUCAGUUCUGUAUGAGUUUUUGGUUGUGUUAUGUAUUGUAUUAAAUUAUUGCUGCUGCUUCCUUUUUUCUACUAGACUACAGUAUGUGGAUUAGGUCAUUCACUGGUGCCACUGUAAAAAUGGAAUUUUAACCUUCAUUUCAUUUGAGGUGCUUCUGAGUGGUGCCAACAUUAAAAUCACCUGAACAUGCAAAAAGACAACAUGUAGUUGAGUGAUGUUUAGGGCAAUUUAUAUUGAGAAAAUAGAGCGGUUAGAACAUCACUGUACUACGCUGUAGGUUUACCGGUACGUAGUUCAGUUCCAUGCCACAAUGUGUUCCCAUGAUGGCUCUGGACUAGAUAAUAUGUGACCCCUGUAACCCUACACAAGACUGAGAGGCUGCUAGCCUACCAUGUAAAAGGGAGCUAUUAUAAGAGAUUCAAUUUUACAUUACACUGGUUUUAAAAUACAUAUCUGAGACAUGACUGGUAAUUCUCCAGAGGUAAAGCAAAUUUGCUGCUGCUUAACAGAAUUUUGCCUGAUUUUUUUUUUUUUUUUUUUGGCCUGUCUCACUUCAGAAAGCUGGGUUUCCGGCAUCUUGGUAGUGUAGAUUAAUUUGGUCUUUUUCUUUUCUAUUUUAAUUUAUUUUUAUUUUUUCGCCCCCAGGCCCCAUUGUGGGUCGAUGACCUGUGCCCGGGUGGGCUAUUUCCUGUAAAAAAAAUAUAGGAUAAUUAUACUGGUAAAAUGUGCUAGAUCAGAGAAAUACAAUGUCGGAAUUAGUUUAAAUACUGUACUUUCGUGUGAAACAACAGAUAUUGGAAUAUAUUUUUUCAGUUUGUGUAUGCCACUUUGGAUGUAGUGUAGUUAUUGAAGAAGAAAAUACGAAACCCCGCCUCUUGGAAUUGUAUUGUAGUCAUUAUUAAGAGACAUUUAUACUGGAAUAGUAAAACAGUGAUAAUACUUUAUUGUUUUAUGGGCUUCUGUUACAGAAUAUAUAUUAUAAUCACCCAGAAAUACUUUUAAGUACUAUAGUUUAUAAUCAAGAUCCAAACGAAUUUUUUGAGAGAUAUUUUACCCUAAAGUCAAGACGUGGUUGUAGUAUCUAGUCUCUCAUGUCUUGAUCUAAAGUGAUAAUACAAAAGUUAGAUCUUGUAUUGGAAUUACAAGACCUUUAUGUUGCUACAGAAAAGUGCAGAAAUGUCAUUUUAUUGUAAGGUUAAUGUUUUUAUAUUCUUGCAUAAAUAUCCAGGUUAGGAGUACAGUACAGCACCAGAGGAAUUCUAAGUACAGGUAUAUAGUGCAUUGAGGAGUUUUUUGCUAAUACAGUAUAUUAGUCUGCAUGUUAGCAUGAGUGGACUUACUCAACAGUACGAUGUAUGUGUGAGUGAACAGUGAUAUAUUCAUAUUCUUCCUUGUAAAAAUUUAUUUUAACAGGUUCUUAUGUUUGUUGGGCACGUUGGUAACUCAAGUAAAUUUUGUAUCAUUAGCUAUUUUCAGUUUGCGGGAUGACCCAUUUCUGGUUCAGUCAAAUAUGGCAUCACAAGUGAGAUAAUCUCCAAAUGUCUCAGCCAUGGUCACAUAAGAGUUAUUCACCUUUGAACAAUUAAUGCUGAAGUCACCAUUUUUCACUUGACUUUCAAAAUUCCUUCUAGAUAAGACAGGUACUGUACUGUUCAGUCCUGGAGGGAUGUGUUGCUCUAUAAAGAAUUACCUGUAAACUGGACGUCACCACACAUGAGCCCAUGAGUCAAAUUUACACUCAAAAAGUAAGUUAAUUUUGCAUCUGCUAUAUGAUUAUGGUUAGGAGUUUCAGUAUCAUUAUCUGAUUAAUACAACUACAGUAUUACCUGGCAAAGACGUAUGUGAUGUUUAGUAUAAGUAUGGAUUGUUUUGGUAUAGUGUACUGUUGCCAGAAAUCUCUAGUCUUUAAAUGGAAAUCAGUAAAAUAAAUUUAUCUGAUACUGUACACAGUUUUAGAACUGAAUGAAAGUAAUGUGCCGGUAAUAAUAUUAAGGAUAAAUGAAGUUUUAAAUUAUUCAUACAUUAUUGCAGCCUAAAUCAAUGUUCGGGAACCCAUAAGAUAAUCAACCAUGCCAUGAUAAGUGUAUAAUAAACCUGUUACGGAACUCCGCAUUGUUAGUAAUUCUUAUUGUAAGGUAAAAAUUACUACUUGAGAAUGGGAUUGAGUUAACUACAAUACGGCUUAAGAAAUAUACGCUUUAGUAUUUAACUACUUUUACCAAUAGAGUAUUUAAUAUAAAUGACCACUCAUUAUGAUUGCAUAUUGCAGUAAUAUGAUGCUUAAAUUUAUUUAUUUCAACAGGAAUGUGUCAUAUUCUUUUUAAAAUGUCACAUCCAUUAUAAUAGUUUUACCCAUUACUAGUUAUCAUAAAGCAUUAAUGUGAUGUAAAUUAAUACCAGAGGUCUCCAUUGUGGGAUCUGUAUCACUAUUAUAUUUAUCUAGACAAGAGUUGGAUAUGAUUGAAAGUUUUUAACAUUAUUCUACAGAAGUGUUGUACAGUCAGGGUAAAAAGUUAGUGUGAAGCAGUGCAGCCAAGUUAUGGGAAUGAGUCUUGGAACAUUCUUAAAGUGACUGUCAACUGGUGCGGGUGUGUUGUUUUGUCUCGAUCAAGGUCAGUGCUGCUUCACACACGCUCUUGACCAUAACUGUACAUGUUAUUUUUAGGAUCACGACAGAAAUGACGAGAUGAUGCAGACAAGUGAGUCAGGUUAAACAAAGAAAGAGGUAAUUUUAUACUUGUUCUCUCAUGUCAUAUGCAGUACAGUACUCUGUAAUUGAAUUUAAUUACUAUCUAGAGUUUAUUUUUUGGCAUAUUUUAUGUAUCAUGUAAAGUAUAUGCUUGCAAGUACUUAUACAGUACUAUACGUAUAUCAGUUUUCAUAUUUAAUGAAUAGUAUUCUUAAAAGUAUUGUGUAGGUUUUCUCUCUCAAAAAUUAGUAGGGCCAAAUUGACAAAGGUUUAUGUUUCCAAAUGAAAUUCAUGUGAUAUUUUUAUAAAUAUAUUGCUGUCAUAAUUGUCAACACGUCAGCUAUUCCUUUUUCUACCUUCCUUAUUCACAUUUUUUUAAAGUAGGCUUAAGGAUGAUGUUGAACAGAGUAUACUGUGAAUUACACCAAACUGAAUUGAAAUAAUUAUGUUAUGCAUGGAAGUGAAUCCAGGUCUGCAUGAGUAAACAAAUACAGUACAUGAAAAUUAUGAUGUGUAAAUACAAAUCCUGUCACAAGUAAUGGGUCACUCCUGUGGGUGUUUGUUAAGACACUACAUCAUCAGAGUGAAAGUUAAGUCUCAUAGGUUUGACAGCCCUUUUGGGACAGUAUAGAUACUGUAUACUGUACAGUACUAUGCCUUUAGUACACAAGGAGACAGGGUGGCCAGGAGUGGACUUCAUUUCUCAAAGUGUAAAGUAGUAGCCAUUUAAAGCCGAGUUGACUGGGAGUGCCCCAAGAUUGCACCAGGAAGACUUAGGAUAGGCCCUCCACUGCACCCCUACUUGAUCAUUAAGAUAAAGGUAAAGGGAGAAAUUCAGGGCAACUGGAUUACAACAUCACAAGUAGAAAGAAAACUCCCAGCUAUAUACAGUAAUGUCUGGUCAUAUACUGAAGGCCAGUUAUUUAAUUCAGAUUUUCCCUUUGGUGGAUAUUUUCAGUUGGUGAUGUAAUGAGAUAUUCACUGCCACUGAUAAUAUCAUAUAUGGUAGUACAGUAUAUCUUAGAUAUCCUCAGAGCAAAGUGAUGUUUUGUACUUUUUUGCAUGUAACCUGAUGGUAAAUAAACAUAAUUUGAAAUUA
This is a messenger RNA of Homarus americanus (American lobster), 7849 nucleotides long. It is a transcript of the gene PSR, whose product is annotated as bifunctional arginine demethylase and lysyl-hydroxylase PSR-like. Bases 117 to 1283 code for a protein of 388 amino acids. Gene Ontology annotation, molecular function: histone H4R3 demethylase activity; P-TEFb complex binding. NCBI's taxonomy places the organism in Eukaryota, Metazoa, Arthropoda, Malacostraca, Decapoda, Nephropidae. Gene Ontology annotation, biological process: phagocytosis. The transcript is spliced from 8 exons. The record is from RefSeq and is a predicted model, not a curated record. Gene Ontology annotation, cellular component: cytoplasm; nucleus.